CACAAGGCUGAAGGAACAUUUUUUGAAAGGGAAAUGUCAUGUAAGCAGGUUGAGAGGGACCAUAACGAGCGAGGAGAUGCGGAGGAGGGAGAGAAUGAGGGAUGCUACAAUCAUAGAACUCGGGGGGGUGGUUCACGGUGCUGAUGAGGGACGGAACAGUUCUUCGGAAGGGGACGAGCUUGCCCAGGAUGAUGACACGCCUGCACCCGUUGCCACCGCUGCUGGUCCUUCUAAACUGCGGCAGACAAAAAUCAUCGAUAGCGCAGCGGUGGUGACGGCGAACGAGGAAGUCCCGCGCUCCAUAGAUGAUUGGAUGACAGCAGAAUGCAUCCCAUUCAACAUGAUGCGGAGCUGGUAUUGGGACAGGAUGGUUCAGAAGCUGAAGAAUGCGCCUCCCUCGUUCGAAUAUGCCAAGUACGACAAAGCAAGGACUGGAAGAGUUGACGUCACGCGAACGAGGGUGUCCGCGCGGGUUGACCGGCUGAAGCAAGAGUGGCCUACCGGUUGUAUGCUUCAACUUGAUGGGUGGACUGAUAGGCGGUCAAGAUCACACCUGAAUGUCAUGGUUUCGUUCCCGAAAGGCGCCAUCUUCUGGCGCAGUGUGUGCAUGCAGCGGUGUGAUAAAGGCGCAGCAGCGUACUUCGCAAUUCUAUCGAGGGCUAUCCGUGAGGUGGGGGAGGACGCAGUGGUAGGGGUUGUUAUGGACAAUGCGGUUGUGUGCGCAACUGCUGGCCGGAUGGUAGAGUCAGAGUUCGAACAUAUUUUUUCCAUGCCAUGCACAACGCACAGCAUUGAUUUAAUGUUCGAGGCGUUCGGCAAGAUCGGCUGGGUGGAUGUGCUGCUUAAGAGAGCGGUAGAAGUCACAAAGUUCUUCAUGAACCACUUGAAAGUGCGUGACUUGCUGCUGGUGUACUCGGGAGGAGAUGGUCUUGCGAGGCCAGGUGCAACCCGGUUUGCUACAAACUUCAUCAUGUUGGAGAGUCUCGAAAAAUUGUACCUACCGCUACGGUCUUGCAUCACGGAUGACGAUUGGAAGGAGGCCAUUGUCCUCCUCUCACACCGCCGGUUGUUUCACACUGCGACGAACGAGGUGCUCGAUAACGGGUUUUGGGCUGGUGUGCAAAAGGUGAAGGAGACAUCCAAUGAUUUGCUGCCCCUGUUGAAGUUUACAGAUGGUGCAGGACCUAGGAUCAACCAAGUGUAUGGUCGGAUGGACGAGGCAGUGGAGAAUUUGAGGAAGAAUGAAUUCCUCUUGGAGAUGGAGAAAGACAAACUGGAGGAAAUCAUUAUGCGCAGGUGGAACACGAUGACAUCUCCACUUCAUUGUGCGGCAAUGUUUCCGGACCCGGAGUUCCUAACCGUGAGAUUGGACAAGGAUACGGAGGUGAUGGAUGGAUUCUGGACGUGGUUGUACUCAUGGGCGAAGCCAAAGUCAUACAAGGUGUUGGACGAGGAGGUGAACAAUUGGAUUGAGGGAACAGGGAAGUUUAACUCCGAGGAGGCGGUUUCAAGUGCACGUGGUGCCCAGCCUGCGAGGUGGUGGAGGAGAUGGUGCGCCGAAUUACCCAUCCUGCAGCGGCAAGCAAUUCGUUUGUUGGGACAAGGGACCUCUGCAUCCAGCUGUGAGAGGAACUGGAGCCUCUUCGAGAGGAUACACUCAAGACCGCGCAACAAGUUGGGUGCUGGCCAGCUAAGCAAGCUCGCCCGAGUGGAGGAGUGGAGAGCCAGGUUGCAUCGCGACUUGGAGGAGGAGGAGUCAGAUGAUGAUGACACCGACGACGACAGUGAUCCGGACUCUGGGAGCGAUGAUGGCAAUGAUGUUGAUGAUGAAGGGUGGCACCAUGGACACAUGUCACAGCAGCGAGCUUCAUCGAACGUGUUGGAGCUUGAAAGGGCCAUCAAUGCGGAGCAGCAGUCUUGGAGGAAGUGCACACGACCCUCCAAGUAUCUAGCUCACCUUCAUCUGGCUGAGUCUCAGCGUGGUGCGAAGAACAUCACAGCCGAAAAUGCUGAGAAGUACACGAGCGUCCAGCCCUUGCAUGCGCUCCGCUUGCAAAGCCUCCAAGCAAGAGAGGGCCAGGGCGACCGCGAAAGGUGCAGCGGGCAAACAACACACCGGGAGAUGAGGAGGAGGGGAUUGAAGGUGUAGAAUUUGUAGAUCCUGCAGAAGCAUCCAAGCGUGCAUCCGCAUCCACGCACGUGAGUGAUGCGGAUGCAGAGGAGAAGGAGAAAAGUGCAGAUUCGUCCACUGACUGUGAUUCGGAAUCAAAGCCACUGGCCAAA
Chara braunii is the source of this 2283-nucleotide messenger RNA. Lineage: Eukaryota; Viridiplantae; Streptophyta; Charophyceae; Charales; Characeae. The record is from the annotation of a GenBank genome assembly.